AUGUCGUCUAAGUCUGCUAAAAAGAAAGAGCCAACUUCCAAAAAGGAAGUCAAGUAUAAACCGCCAAAAGAGUUCAUGGUAAGGCCGGCAGAUGACUAUUCCAUCAAAGACUUAGCUACCAUUCUCUUACAUCCAGAGGUCAUAGAGAACUUACCUCUGGCUGUGGGUUCAUUUGUAAAAAUAACCAGACCAGGGUCCACUACGGGUGUUGUCGGUAUUGUAGAGGAGCAAGAUGUUGAGGAUUUGCUUGAGGACAGAAGCGAUAUAAUUCAAAUGACUACACCGCUUAGAAAACUCUGUAGCGUGAUGUUGGGUGAAAGAGUAUCGCUACUAAAGAUUAGCAAACAACCCAAGUAUGCUGAAACUGUCACUGUUGGAGCCCAUAAUUUAACUGACUCACUAAAGGAAGCGCUCCAGUCAAGCUUACCUGGAAUCUUGGAUCAGUUCAGUCUUCUUCAGCCAGGCUUUUCCUUCCCUUCUGGUGUAACUGAUACCGAUGGCAAGGAGAUCAAUGUUUUUAUAACCGAAAUAAACACCGAUCUUCUUCCGAAUAUUAGUGCUUUGAAUUUAGACGGCCAAAGUACUCCCAGUUCCAUCGCAGCAUCUCUUUUUCACAGUAAAUCAACCAAGAUAAGUAUUUCAGAUGAUAUUUUCUCCAGAUACAACCCUUCUGCAUUAGUUGACUAUUCUCAAAUUGGUGGUCUCCAAAAACAAAUCGAACUACUAAAAACAUCUGUAUCUCUGCCUUUGCACCAACCAGAUUUGUUUACCAACUUCGGUAUAACUCCUCCUAGGGGUAUCCUACUACAUGGUCCUCCGGGUACCGGGAAAACAAUGCUCUUACGAGCCGUUGCCAAUGAAGAAAAUGCUCAUGUAUUGACUAUAAAUGGACCAUCAGUUAUUUCAAAGUAUUUGGGCGAGACUGAGAGCACUAUUCGGGACAUGUUUAGGGAGGCAGAAUUGUACCAACCUUCCAUAAUUUUCAUCGAUGAAAUAGAUGCUCUUGCUCCCAGCCGAAACAGUGAUGAUGCAGGAGAGACUGAAAGUAGAAUUGUUGCUUCGUUGCUGACUCUCAUGGAUGGGAUGGGGAACGCUGGAAGAGUGGUCUUAGUUGGAGCCACCAACAGACCUAACGCAAUUGAUCAAGCUUUAAGGAGACCUGGACGCUUUGAUCAAGAGGUUGAAGUGGGCAUACCUGACGUUGCCGCUAGAUAUGAUAUUUUGAAUUUACAAUUUAAGAAAAUGCGCAGGCACGAGAUUUCUGAGCAGGACAUCAAAGAAAUAGCAUCAAAGACUCACGGAUAUGUGGGUGCAGAUUUGGUGGCUCUUUGUAGAGAAACAGUAAUGAAAGCAAUCAAAAGGGGACUGGAUUUUCAUAAUUUGGAUUCUUUGAAAAUAGGGCUCUCAGAUGUGGAGAAUGCUAUGCUUGACAUCAGGCCCAGUGCAAUGAGAGAGAUCUUUCUAGAGACCCCAAAAAUUUCCUGGACAGAUAUUGGUGGUCAAGAGGUCGUGAAACAGAAACUGAAAGAAAUGGUUGAACUACCUCUGAUAGCUGCUGAAAGCUUUCAACGACUGGGAGUUUCUGCUCCAAAAGGUUUACUUCUGUACGGACCUCCAGGGUGUUCAAAAACUUUAACUGCGAAAGCGCUGGCUUCUGAGUCCGGUCUCAAUUUCCUUGCAGUGAAGGGACCAGAGAUAUUCAACAAAUAUGUCGGAGAGUCUGAAAGAGCAAUCAGGGAAGUGUUCCGCAAAGCAAGGGCUGCUGCACCCUCAAUAAUAUUUUUUGAUGAGAUCGAUGCCCUUUCCAAUACGAGAGAUGACAACAAUAAUACGACAGCUUCCAACAACGUUUUGACUUCCCUUUUGAAUGAGAUUGAUGGAGUCGAAGAACUGAAAGGAGUGGUGAUUCUUGGGGCUACUAAUAGACCAGAUGCUAUCGACCCAGCAUUGCUUCGUCCUGGGAGGUUAGAUAGACAUAUAUACGUGCCUCCCCCUGAUGCUGCAGCCAGAUAUCAAAUUUUGGACAAUUCCACAAAAAAUUUUGGGCUGGGGGGUAAUGAAGACGAGCGGGGCAAGCUAUUAACUCUUUUAUCUGAGCUGACUGAGGGAUGUUCAGGUGCUGAAGUUGUUCUCUUAUGUCAGGAAUCUGGUUUAGCCGCUGUCAUGGAAGACACUAAUGCCGAAAAAGUGGAAUUGAGACACUUUCAAAAGUCACUUGACGAUCUGAGUCUAAAUAUAACCCCAGAAAUGAUCGCCUUCUACGAAGACUUUGCAAAGAGGUACUCCAGAUAA
This is a messenger RNA of Komagataella phaffii GS115, 2292 nucleotides long. RefSeq names its product ATPase of the CDC48/PAS1/SEC18 (AAA) family, forms a hexameric complex. Gene Ontology annotation, molecular function: ATP binding; ATP hydrolysis activity. The transcript has a single exon. NCBI's taxonomy places the organism in Eukaryota, Fungi, Ascomycota, Pichiomycetes, Pichiales, Pichiaceae. Bases 1 to 2292 code for a protein of 763 amino acids. Gene Ontology annotation, cellular component: cytoplasm. The record is from RefSeq and is a predicted model, not a curated record.